This is a messenger RNA of Xylona heveae TC161, 1767 nucleotides long. RefSeq names its product Prenylcysteine oxidase. The transcript has 2 exons. Gene Ontology annotation, molecular function: prenylcysteine oxidase activity. Gene Ontology annotation, biological process: prenylated protein catabolic process; prenylcysteine catabolic process. Bases 1 to 1767 code for a protein of 588 amino acids. The record is from RefSeq and is a predicted model, not a curated record. Lineage: Eukaryota; Fungi; Ascomycota; Xylonomycetes; Xylonales; Xylonaceae.
AUGUUUCUUGGCAAGUCCUUGCUUGUUCUGGGCCUGUUGCAGGCUUCAUUCGGGCACGCUUACCAAGACAAUGAUGAACCACAGACGGUCUUGUCUGAUCAGGCCGUUAAGAGAGUAGCUAUCAUCGGCGCUGGAGCUGGCGGAGCUUCUGCAGCUUACCACCUGGACAAAUACGCCCAGGUUGCCGGUAUAAAAGCAAACAUUACCGUAUUUGAGCGGUCGUCACAUGUCGGUGGCCGUUCAACAACUGUGAAUGUCUUUGACGAUCUAUCUGAGCCGGUGGAGCUUGGAGCUUCCAUCUUUGUCAAGGUCAACAAGAUCCUGGUGACAGCAGCAGAGGAGCUUGGUCUUACCGUCAGUUCAGCAGACCUGCAUCGCCCAAAGGAGUCAUCAUCCCAACUUGGUGUCUGGGACGGCGAGCGAAUUGUGUUCUCUCAAGACGACAAUGGCUAUUCGUGGUGGAAUAUCGCCAAGCUUCUCUGGAAAUAUGGCUGGGCUCCAAUUCGGACGCAGAACCUCAUGCAAGAAAUCGUGGGCAAGUUUCUUAAGAUGUACGACGAGCCCUAUUUCCCAUGGCAGUCCCUAUCGCAAGUCUCUUAUGACCUGGGCUUGACCGCUGUAACGUCGGAGACGGGUGCCCAAUUUCUCGAAUCCAAGAACAUUCUUCCACCCUUUUCGACCGAGAUCAUCCAGGCCAGCACUCGAGUCAAUUAUGCGCAGAACUUGCCUUUCAUCCAUGGUCUGGAAACCAUGGUCUGCAUGGCAACCGAUGGUGCCAUGGCUGUUCAGGGCGGGAAUUGGCGGAUUUUUGACGGGAUGAUUAAAGCCGCUCACGCACAGGUGAAGCUCGACACGAAAGUGACAGAUGUCAUUUAUCAGCACGAUGGGACUUAUGUUAUCUCCUCUGCUUCAUCUCCCUCCUCUCUCUCCAAGGACUUUGCUACUGAGCCCGAGGAUACGAUCAAUGAGACAUUCGACACCGUCAUCCUUGCUACGCCGCUUCAAUUCUCCAAUAUCAACCUAGAUGCCCCUCUGAUUGAGAAACGCCCCGACAAGAUCCCUUAUGUGACGCUACAUGUGACACUCCUUUCUUCACCGCACAGGCUUUCUGCUGAGGCUUUUAAUCUCCCAGCCGGCUCUUCUUCCGUGCCGGAAAUCAUCCUCACGACGCUUCCCAAGGAGACCAAGCCCGAGGAGCGCGCGGCAGGCGUUGGUCCCGCAGGGUUCUUCAGCAUCAGCACGCUCCGCAGCGUGAGGAACCAUGCCGUAGAUCCUCCGCGAAAAGAGUAUUUGUAUAAAAUCUUUUCGCCGCAUCCUGUCAACGCUACGUUCCUGGGACAUAUCCUCGGUCUUUCUGAGCCUCCUGUCUUACCUGACCCGCCAGUUUCUCAAGACGUUUCUGAAGAUGAGGUGCAAGAAGGAUCGACGGCAAAGCCAGCAGUGACAGCAGCGCAACCGAGUGGCGACGUCACCUGGAUAUAUCGUAAGGCAUGGCAUUCCUACCCAUAUCUCUAUCCGCGGGUUACGUUUGAUGAGCCCUUGCUGGGCAAUAGUCUGUAUUACACGAGUGGAAUCGAGAGCUUCAUCAGCACAAUGGAGACUAGUGCGCUCGCAGGCAUGAAUGUCGCGCGUCUUCUUGCUGAUUCUUGGCUGGGCAAGACUCCGUCUUCUUCCUCGUCGUCUUCGCCGCCGUCUUCUGCGGAUCACAAAGACGCAGUCACGCAAGAUGCCGCAUCAAGUAAAAAGACUGUCGCUGCCGAGCUUUGA